AUGGAUGCAGACCUAACCUUGGUGGACAGGGAUCAAGCCAAUUGUCUCCACCUUUGCUUCCGGGAAACCAAGGAAGAGCAAGCGGAUAUGAAGGAAGACCUCCUAAAGCUGGUCACUUCCCUGACUCAGGCGGGCGUUCCGGUGGACGCUUUAGACGCGGAAAAGAAACGUCCGCUCGAUUACGUCGAUGAUGACGUAAUGAACGAGUUUCAGGAUCUUUUAGGCGGGGCGAGCUCCACUGCCCAGCGUCUUACUGUAGACAGAAGUGAGGCGCCAAAAGAUACGGCAGAUAAGCCAUCGACUUUGGUUACCGGCCAGCCCGAUAACACAGGCACUGCUAUAAACGCGGGUUCAGGCAAAGCGGACAAGGUGGCUGUUACUGAGUCAGGCAAGCCGGACAAGGCGGAUGUUGGCACAACCGAUCAGCUGCAGAGAUCAAUCCAUGGCGGCGGCGGAGGUAGCUCUAUAUCGGCUGCGCCACAGAUGUGUCAAGACUGCGAGGAGGACCCUAUUAAGUUUAAAUUUGAACCAUGCGGUCACCUUGUGUGCGAAGACUGCGUACCAAAAAAGAAAAAGAAGAAGUGUGGCGUUUGUAGCGAAAUCUUCCAGAGUGUGAAAUCACUUUCUUAAGUCAACGUGUUUUCGUGAUGUGCAUGGACUUAAUGGAUUAAUAAGUUGAACGUUUAUAUAUGUUUUGGUGUGAAUAAAAUUAGUUUUUGGUUACAGGUUUCAAUAUUUACUUUACGUUUUUAGUUGUUAUUCAACAUAGCAUACCUGUGUAUGUGCUUUCAAAUGACAAAGCGCGGAUUUUAUCAUUUUCAAAUGUAUGACAUUCAUUUACAUAAAUAUAUUUCGGAUGCGUAAUUACAUAAGUUUAUAUAAAUUUAAUGAGUUUUUUAAUGUUGUAAUUUAUCAAAUUUAUUGAUAUAUCAAUAUACCAAUAUCAGAUGCACUAGUAGUAUAGCGUUUUAGAUUAAAAACAUGAUUCAAAUGUAUAUAAAAAACAAACACAUUAUUUAAGACAAUAUAUUUUCAAGAGAUUUAUUGAUAAGUAACGCAUAAGUUGAGUUAUAACAGGAAAGCAACUGACCUACAAGAUCAAAGAGAAAUAAGACUUUGCUCAUGUUAGAAUUCAAAUGAGUGGUAAUUUAUAAUUUAUAUCGGUUUCCUGUAUUUAGGAAAUGAUUUCAGUCGUAUAUAAAGUAUCAGUAUUGCAUACAUUUAUAUAAUCAGAUGAAUCUGUAUAAAGGAAACUGACAAUACUUUGUCGCAAAAAAAGAUGCACUCACAAACAACGUACCUUGUUUUUUGUUGUUUAAAUUUUAUUAAAUUCGUAAAGCAAACAGAAAAUAAUAAAAUACAAAUUACGAGGGUAUCGUUGGAGUACCAGGCUUUAGUUGUAUAUAUUAAAAUUUCAGGGUUUUUUUUGCACAACGCUUGUCAGUUUGUUCGUUUGGAUAUAUAGCUCAACAUCUUACAGUUUAUCAUUCAUUCUGGCAUCGAAUUGAAACUUUGUUCUUUUUGUCUGUAUAUUCAUAACAAAAUAAUAGUGUUUAAUGUCUUAAUAAAUAUUACCAACAACGU
Molecule: messenger RNA, 1584 nt
Organism: Dreissena polymorpha
Lineage: Eukaryota; Metazoa; Mollusca; Bivalvia; Myida; Dreissenidae
Exons: 6
Coding region: 1-630 (209 amino acids)
Source: RefSeq, a predicted model, not a curated record